Molecule: messenger RNA, 234 nt
Organism: Paramecium octaurelia
Lineage: Eukaryota; Ciliophora; Oligohymenophorea; Peniculida; Parameciidae
Source: the annotation of a GenBank genome assembly
AUGCAACAAUCAGUAACAUUAUUAGCGACUCUCACAAAAAUUCACCACGCUCCAUCAAAGAUUGACCUUAAAACUCCUCAUUUUGAGUGCUCCUAGAAUGGGUGCUUUACUAAUUUCUAUGUUCAAAAGGGCCUCCUUUUCAAAUCUAAUGAAACAAAAGGAGAAUGUGGAACAAAAAAAGGAUAACAACAAGUGUAUUGUUGUAGACAAUGCUAUUUAAAGAAAUUCAUGUGA